CCUUUUCCAUUUUCAAAAACUUCAUCUUUCUUUUCAUUAUUUUAACUCCAAAAAUUCAAAAUUAGACACCCACCCUUACAACUCAAAAGGAAUUACAUCAUUAUCAUCUCUGUUGAAUUCAGAUUUCAGGCACUUAUUUUCGAUAAAAAUGGAUCCCCAUCCUACACCUUUUCCUGGAAACAAAACCCAAUCAGUGAAAUCAAAGUACAAAAAGAUCUCUGAAGCACCGAAACAGAAAACCAAAGAAGCACCUCCUCCAAGGCACCGGAGAACAUUUGGUACGAUAAGGAAUCCCAAUGUCCCAGAAAAGCCAGUUUCCGAAAAACCGAAAGCAAAAUCUUCGAAUCAGAUCUCUUUAAAACCACCGGAGAUUGCACCGGUACCAAAAGCAGAACUGGCAAACAAUACCCCUCAAAACGGGAGCAACGACAGAGCAGCGGUGAGGAAGAAGAAGAGCGUCGUAUUCUCUGAAAAAGUUGAGGGAUCUGCGAGGAAAAACUCUCCCGCUAGAGAAGUUGACGGGGUGGUCAAAACUCCGGUGAGACCACCGUUUUCAACCAAACCUGUUAGAAUUCCGGGGACACCGUAUCUCAGUGCUGAAAAAUGUAGCAGUUGCCGGUUUGAUAGGCUGGAGACGGCGUCGUAUUGGCUCGGUCAGAUCAAAUCGUCGGAGUUCGUCGGCAAGCAUUUUGUCUCCGCCGCUUUCUUCCGGCUUGCUAAUGAUUGCAAAGCAGAGCCUACUCGAAAUCUUCAAACAGAGCUAAAGAAAUAUUUAGGUCGCCAUCAGUACUUAUCUACCAGGACUGAAUGGAAAGAUGUGUCUCGUAUAUAUGGACUAAUGGGUGAAGGGUGUGCAACUAAAAGCAAAGAAGACAAUGUGAACUUUGUUUAUGAAGUCACGACUACACAAAGUGGUUCCAAGUGUGUACAAGAACAAAUAGAGAAUGAGAAUGAUGAGGUGAAAAACAUAUACGAAGGAGGUUAGUUUUAAGUAAUUAAAUGUGUUUUUCUAGGGUGAUUAUGAAAGUGUGUGUUAUUAGAUUUGAUGUGUGGUUAUUUUAGUUUGUAUUGAUGUGUCGUUAUUUUAGUUUUCAUUGUGAAAAUUUGAG
Messenger RNA from Lactuca virosa, 1109 nucleotides. The record is from the annotation of a GenBank genome assembly. NCBI's taxonomy places the organism in Eukaryota, Viridiplantae, Streptophyta, Magnoliopsida, Asterales, Asteraceae.